Molecule: messenger RNA, 1098 nt
Organism: Lecanosticta acicola
Lineage: Eukaryota; Fungi; Ascomycota; Dothideomycetes; Mycosphaerellales; Mycosphaerellaceae
Source: the annotation of a GenBank genome assembly
AUGGAUCGCGCAGUGGCACAAUGGCUCUCGCAUACCUCGGCUUCUCCAGGAGCCCUCAUCGCCCUGACCAAGAAGCUCAACAAAUCCUAUACCAUCUAUGGCACCAUGCUCCUACUCCCACCAACCGCUUUUCAAGGACCGGAAUGGACUGACCUUGAACCUAACAUCGAACUGUACAAGUGCAUAUCAAGUCAUCUCAAAGUAACGCAUAUCGCAAUCAACAAGCCAAUCCCGCUGCACAAGAACCUUCAAAUCGAGGGAGAACGGGAAGAUGGUGAUGAAGAGAAGGAUUUCAACAUCCUCCGCAGCCCUUCAAAUUUCACACCUUUGCACGGAGAUUUCGGUCCUUCAACGUGCCAUUCGCCUCCUGCAAGAGGAGAUUUCGAGUCUGCAUUCUGGAUUACCGCGAAGCAGAAUGGGAUUUAUCAGACUUGGGCUCCGAGGUGGACGAUGUUCUCACGAGGGAAUAUUUCGGAGAAAGCGAGAUUACUUGACUUGGCUUCGGUCAAGAAAGCUGCUGAGGAGGGUGGUACGGCUGUGGAUCUGUAUGCUGGGAUCGGAUAUUUUGCGUUUUCCUAUGUGAAGGCCGGCAUAGGGAAGGUGCUUUGCUGGGAUUUAAACGCUUGGAGUUGUGAGGGCUUGUUGCGAGGGGCGAGGAGGAAUAAGUGGGAGGCUAUCUUGGUGAAUGGAGAGGACGAGGACUUGACAAGUGCUGCGAGGCAUGACUCCCGAUUACUCGUUUUCAAUCAAAGCAAUGAGCGUGCACCAUCGAGUGUCAAAGCCAUGAGGAAGUCUUUACCUCCCAUCAGGCAUGUCAAUUGUGGCAUGUUGCCGAACUCGACUUCUUCUCUGGAGAUUGCGGUGGAUGUGUUGGACCUCAGCUUGCCGGGCUGGAUCCAUUAUCACGAAAACUUUCUGGUCGAAGAAAUCAAUCAAAAGGCUGAGGAUACCAGACAAACAGUCGUACAAAUUGUGGAAGCCAAAGGGACCUUCUCUGUCCAAGUCGAAUACAUUAAUCGCCUGAAGAACUAUGCUCCAGGCGUGAUGCAUUGCGUGAUAGAUCUGGUUAUACGUCCCGAAUGUGGACCACCAUCCUAG